AUGAGCAGUAUAUUUAAACGUGCAUUAUUCCGAUGCAUAGCACAAAAAAAAUUCCGAUACCGGGAGUCGAACCCGGGUUUGCUCGGUGAAAGCGAACCGUGCUAG
This is a messenger RNA of Debaryomyces tyrocola, 105 nucleotides long. Lineage: Eukaryota; Fungi; Ascomycota; Pichiomycetes; Serinales; Debaryomycetaceae. The record is from the annotation of a GenBank genome assembly.